This is a messenger RNA of Hydatigera taeniaeformis, 357 nucleotides long. NCBI's taxonomy places the organism in Eukaryota, Metazoa, Platyhelminthes, Cestoda, Cyclophyllidea, Taeniidae. The record is from the annotation of a GenBank genome assembly.
GCAGCAAUAGGUUCAGGCGAUGGUACCAUUGACCGAAAGUCUUAUCAAUUACCACCCGGUGCUGCAGGCCUUGCCGUUCGAACUGCGAUUCGCGAUGCCAGUGAAGGUGCUGAUAUCAUUAUGAUUAAGCCGGGAAUAACCUACUUAGAUGUCAUCGCAAGCGUUCGGCGCGAGCUGCCGUUCCAUCCGAUUGCUGUUUACCAUGUAUCUGGCGAGUAUGCUAUGUUGAUGGCUGCUGCGAAUGCUGGCUGUGUUGACUUGAAGUCAGCUGCACUUGAAAUCAUCCUCUCGUUCCGCCGUGCAGGUAUGUCAGGCGACCUUAUUUCUCUACUCAGGCGUGUCUAUUUUGUGAUGUGA